AUGAAGUGUGCCCAUGGCUGGUUUGGGGCGGACUGUGCUCAGCCCUGUGCGUGUCUGAACAGUGGUGUGUGUGACCGCCGCAGUGGAGAGUGCAGCUGUGGCCCAGGCUGGGUAGGACAGCACUGUCAGACAGCAUGUGAGGCUGGCCUGUUUGGCCCAGGGUGUGAGGAGCAGUGUCGAUGUAAACAUGGGCCCGUGUGUGACCACGUCAGCGGAGUGUGUGUGUGUCCUCCUGGCUGGAGGGGACCUCUAUGUGACAGAGCCUGUCUACCUGGCUCCUAUGGGAAGGACUGUGUGCUACGUUGUAACUGUCCCCACGGCACUUCCUGCAACCACGUUUCCGGCGAGUGUGGCUGUCCUCCUGGAUACACUGGCAACGGCUGUGAGCAGAUAUGCCAGCCUGGCACAUAUGGGCUGAACUGUAACCAGGUGUGCCAGUGCCCUGGCACCAACCAGCUAUGCCACCCUGACACCGGCCUCUGCUACUGCACCCCCGGUUACCAUGGUUACAACUGUAAUCAAGAGUGUGACAAAGGACGGUACGGCCCAAAUUGCGAGCGGCUGUGCCAAUGUAGGAAUGCUGGUGUGUGCCAGACCACCACAGGCACCUGCCACUGCCUGUCUGGCUACAUCGGAGCAGACUGCAACAUCACUUGCCCAUCAGGGCGUUAUGGGCAGGACUGUGCCAAGGUGGCUUUGUGUGGGGAGGGGGCAAGGAGUGACCCAGAGACGGGCAGGUGUGUGUGCAAGGUUGGCCAGCGGGGAGAAGACUGCGGACAGGGUUGUGCCCAGGGUUGGUAUGGGGUGGACUGUGGCCAGCGCUGUAACUGCCGUAACAGUGGUAUGUGUGACCCAGUCUCUGGAGGCUGCACCUGCGGACUAGGCUGGACCGGACCCAGCUGUGACAGAGAGUGCCCCUUAGGGAGUUACGGGGCCAACUGCAAACUGCGGUGUGAUUGUAACAACAAUGGGACGUGCGAUAGAGUGACGGGAGAGUGCCGGUGUGACCCGGGAUACUACGGUCACCUGUGUGAACACGCCUGCCCUGCUGGUUUCCAUGGCCACCGCUGUCAGUUCCAGUGUAAGUGUCGAGGCCACGCCUCCUGUGACCCCAGCACAGGGCACUGUCUCUGCCCUCCUGGUUACCAUGGAUAUCGCUGUGAGAAAGAGUGUGAGCAGCGUCGUUUCGGGGUGGGCUGCAUCCAGUCAUGUGACUGCGAAGGGGACACCCCAUGUGACCCCAUGACCGGCCGUUGUCUGUGCCCCCCAGGGAAGAUGGGCACGCAUUGCGACACAGAUUGUCCAGUGAACCGCUACGGCCCAGACUGUUCUGAGAGCUGUGAGUGCAGGAAUGGGGGGUGGUGUGACCCACGGAACGGCCGCUGCACCUGUCUACAUGGCUGGAUAGGACCCACCUGUCAGGAAGGAGGGUCCCUCACGUCUCCACAGCUGGGCAACAGAAAUCAAGAAAAGAGUCACUCACACACUGUCCCAGUAUAGCACCCCCUACUGACUGACCCCCAGCCUCAUACAACUGCAGCCUACUGGUCACUUCUAGAGAUCACAGAGUUCAAAACUGAACUGAAGCACUCUCAAAACAACAGACUGUUUUGUACAGAGAAGGGAGUGCUAUGGCGGGGCCUUGGUGAACUAAAGGGACUUCUGAACUGGAGGUGCCAUUUUGCAGCGUUGUCUAAUCGCAGACUUUGGAGUUCAGAUAACACACUACCCUCGACAUCACGGGGAUGACUGUCCUAUACUCCAUCUUACAGGGUGGACUCUUAAAUGUGCUCCAGAGUUAACAGGCUGGGAUAAUUGUUUUUGCCUGCCCUGGAUAAGAGGACAUUUCUGGGUCAAAUGCCAAAAAGGAUAAAGUCAUGCGAGGUUUACAGAAUUAUUUACUGUAAAAUACAGUUGUUGAAUAUCAUGUACCAUGCUUAACAGUUGUGUAUUUGUGUGUACAUUGCAUGUAUGUUGUGUGUAUGUAAAUGUGUUCAUGUCUACAAUUCAAUCAUGUUGUACGUAUACUCAUGAUAUGGUCGUAACGCAUUGGAAGUCAGUAUUUUUUUGAACAUUGAGGAGAUUUGCUUCACGCUCAUAGCAUCUUCUAAAGUAGUUGUAGUCAUCCUUACUGGCUUCUCCAAAAACAAUAGGCUACUCACACGCAUGGUCCAUUUGAUUUGUAUAUUUACAGCCACCAAUGCACUAUACAGACUCUUAUGGCACAGUUGAUUUAUAAAUCAGAAACCAUUCAGGAUCAUUUUCAUCUGAAUGAAAUACUCUACAGUAUUUGGGAAACCUGGAAUGGUGAUGAUGACUUGCCCACAGGUCAAUAUGCCUUAGUCUAUACACCUUAUUUUACAUGUACAGUGGGGAUAAAAAAGUAUUUAGUCAGCCACCAAUUGUGCAAGUUCUCCCACUUAAAAAG
Molecule: messenger RNA, 2428 nt
Organism: Oncorhynchus tshawytscha (Chinook salmon)
Lineage: Eukaryota; Metazoa; Chordata; Actinopteri; Salmoniformes; Salmonidae
Product: multiple epidermal growth factor-like domains protein 6
Exons: 13
Coding region: 1-1500 (499 amino acids)
Molecular function (GO): scavenger receptor activity
Source: RefSeq, a predicted model, not a curated record